Messenger RNA from Miscanthus lutarioriparius, 555 nucleotides. Lineage: Eukaryota; Viridiplantae; Streptophyta; Magnoliopsida; Poales; Poaceae. The record is from the annotation of a GenBank genome assembly.
AUGAUGAAUGUUGCAAUCAGGUGUGCCAGCACAAGUGUUGCACAGGGGUCGUCUGGUGGCUUCUGGACCUGGUUGACUGGUGCGCGCUCAAAUGAAAUACCUCCUCCAGAUUUCACACUUCCGGGCGUGACUAUUCCUCCUCCGCUACCUGAUCAUGUGGAGGCUGGCAAGACAAGAGUCACAACACUUCCCAAUGGUGUUGAAAUAGCCUCUGAGACAUCUGCAACUUACAUGCCUGAAAUGGUUGAGGUGCUUAUUGAUUGCGUACGCAACCCUGCUUUUCUUGAUUGGGAGGUCAAGGAACAGAUUUUGAGGCUAAAGGCAGAGAUUGCGAAAUCAUCAAGUAAUCCUGAAAAAUUCCUUUUGGAGGCUCUUCAUUCUACUGGCUAUUCUGGUGCUUUAGCAAACCCACUAAUCGCGUCAGAAUAUGCAAUUAGCAAAUUGAAUGCAGAUGUCCUGGAGCAAUUUAUAAUUGAGAACUACACUGCUCCCCGAAUUGUUCUAGCUGCAUCAGGUGUUGAUCAUGAUGAAUUGAUAUAUGUUUUGUUGUCAUAA